UAACGAAAUCAUAGCAACACUCUCUCCUUCCAAGGUCCCUCACAGAGCACCCUUUUAUCUAAGGCUCCUUGCUCACAGAAGAAAGAAGAUUUUUAAAAUUAAAUGUGAACUUCUAAAAUUUACAAGCUAGAUAAUCAUUAAAUAAACAUUUUUUAUUGCUACUUAUAAUAAUUAUAAAAUAAUGAAAUGUUUCAUUAAUCUGUGCUCAGUGAUAAAUGUUUCAGCAUGUUUGCUUGACAAGGUCGUAACAUUUGCACUCACACAAGAACAAAGUAAGGUAAAGUUAAAGUCUAUAACACAUAAAUAGCCUUUACCCAGAUCAGAGCCUCCGGAUCAAAGCAGGCGUGUUUCUGAGGUUCUUGGUAAUAUCCUCAAACUUGUCAACCUCUGGUUGGCUACACAACCAUAACAUGAGAACAUAAAAGCCAGAUCACGCUGGAGAUUCUUCAGCUCUAGAGAAGAUUCAGACCGGCCACCUGAAGCAAAAACCUCUUUGCACCUGCGCAGAGCCGUGUCCAGGACUUUUAAAAUGGUCUGUUAAUCUGUUCUAUUUUGUUUUAAUAAACCUUCGCUCACCUGCGCUCCAGCCUUCCUGUUUUUGAUUCCCAGUGUCCAUCAGCUGUGCAGCACCAUUUUGUAAGUGGGUGAUGCACAGAGUGCUCUGCUCUGUAAGAUGAACACAACAAGCUCCUGGCUGAUGAUAGUCUCUGUCUCUGUGUCCAAUGAUGAAGCCUGUCUCCAUUGUCCUAUCACUAACCCAUGGUGCUCUGGAGACAACCUGUCCAUAAACACCUCAGAAACUGAAGACAUGAUUCUGGGCUUGAGUGAAAAACACAACAGUUACACAUGUACUAUAUCUUUAUACUGAGUAUUUAUUAUAUUAUAUUACAUAUGAGGAAUAUUUAUUCUAAAUAGAAACGUAUUUUUUACUUUUGCCCAUCAGAGCUCAGUGAGUGGAGAAAACAAGAGCGACGCCCUCUGGUGGCCUCAUUAAGCAUUACAUGAAGCUAUAAUGACUAAAUCAGCACCUUCCCAACACUUUUUAUUUGCUUCUCAGAGCUGCUAAAAAUAAAAGUAACAACAUCAAAAGUUUCUAUCACAUUCUUUAUAGAAAGUAAAAUUUUUUAGUUUGUUUGAAGUUCAUAAAGAAUAAAACUGGUCAGAUUUAGAUUAAAAAACAUCAUAAAGAAAAACCUAUUUUACUUGUUUUUCGUGGCUUUUGAAGAGACCACCUAAAAUAAUAAAAAUAUAACACGUUAUGUGUGUUUUAUUAGUCCCAUUCUGAACACACAGGUGUGUUUUAUUCUGCUCCAGCAGGUGGCGCUAGUGCACCUUUACGCUAGUCACGGACCCCGGAAGAAGCAGAACCCGGAAGCUGCAAGCAGAGCUAGCUUGUUGUUGUUGUGGUGUGUGUGAGGAGAAUGUUGAGUAAGGUCGAAAAUGUUUGAGGCUCUGCAGUGAAAAUGUCUUCACUUCAGUCUCUGGGAGAGUUGAUCAGCUAAAGCGACUAACUGCUGCUGCUGCAGAAAUCUUCUCACCAGGCUGUGGGAACUUUCUUCUCCUCCUCAACAACUUGGUGGAGUUCUUUCCAGAACCAGAGAAGAUAUUCUGCGGUCUUCGUGACAAUCGGAGCUCCAGAAUCAGGUUGUGGCUGUUAGCUAAACACGGCUAAAGAAAACCUGCUACCACUUCAGGAUCAUCCAUCAGCUGGGACUGAUUCAUCGUGUGUUCUUCACCACCUGGACCCGGACAGCAUGGACACAGGUGUGAAACAUCUGUAAACGCCAGAUCUGGUGCAGGAAAAUGGCUGAACAGGAAGUAGGGACACACUUUUCCUUCUGUGGUUAUUUUCAACAGGUGGUUCUGGUUAAAUAAGAAGCUUCAGAAGAACAGAGUGCUCGUGUCAACCACCAGCACCUAGAUUUUCUCCACAAAAAGGAGGAACAGGAGAAACUCUGGUCUAGUAUGGAGGGAGAGCAUCUCCAUUUGAAAAAGGAGACUGAUGCUGCCAGGUUUCAAUCCUUUAGCCAUAAAACACAUUUAAACAAACACACGAGAGUCCACACAAAGCAGAAACAUUUUGCCUGUGAGCACUGUGGACAAAGCUUUCACCAAAAGACUAAUUUAACCACACACAUGAGAGUCCACACGGGACAGACACAUUUUGCUUGUGAGCUCUGUGGAACGAGAUUUAGCCGAAAGACAACUUUAAACAGACACAUGAGAGUCCACACAGGAGAGAAGCCCUUUCCUUGUGAGCUCUGUGGAACGAGAUUUAGCCAAAAGACAUCUUUAAUCAUUCACAUGAGAGUCCACACAGGACAGAAGCCUUUUGCCUGUGAGCUUUGUGGAAAGAAAUUUAGCUCAAAGUCAAAUUUAAAUGGUCACAUGAGAGUCCACACAGGACAGAAGCCUUUUGCCUGUGAGCUCUGUGGAAAGAAAUUUAGCUUAAAGUCAACUUUAAAUGGUCACAUGAGAGUCCACACAGAACAGAAGCCCUUUCGUUGUGAGCUCUGUGGAACAAGAUUUAGCCAUAAGACAAAUUUAAACAGUCACAUGAGUGUCCACACAGGAGAGAAGCCCUUUCCUUGUGAGCUCUGUGGAACGAGAUUUAGCCAUAAGAGACAUUUAAACAGUCACAUGAGUGUCCACACAGGAGAGAAGCCCUUUCCUUGUGAGCUCUGUGGAACGAGAUUUAGCCAAAAGACAAAUUUAAACAGUCACAUGAGUGUCCACACAGGAGAGAAGCCCUUUCCUUGUGAGCUCUGUGGAACGAGAUUUAGCCGAAAGACAAAUUUAAACAGACACAUAAGAGUCCACACAGGACAGAAGCCCUUUCCUUGUGAGAUCUGUGGACAAAGAUUUACCUUAAAGUCAAAUUUAAACAGACACAUGAGAGUCCACACAGGACAGAAGCCCUUUCCUUGUGAGCUCUGUGGAACGAGAUUUAGCCGAAAGACACAUUUAAACAUUCACAUGAGAGUCCACACAGGAGAGAAGCCCUUUCCUUGUGAGCUCUGUGGUACGAGAUUUAGCCAAAAGACAUAUUUAAACAUUCACAUGAGAGUCCACACAGGACAGAAGCCUUUUGCCUGUGAGCUUUGUGGAAAGAAAUUUAGCUCAAAGUCAACUUUAAAUGGUCACAUGAGAGUCCACACAGGACAGAAGCCUUUUGCCUGUGAGCUCUGUGGAAAGAAAUUUAGCUUAAAGUCAACUUUAAAUGGUCACAUGAGAGUCCACACAGAACAGAAGCCCUUUCCUUGUGAGCUCUGUGGAACGAGAUUUAGCCAUAAGAUAAAUUUGAACAGUCACAUGAGUGUCCACACAGGAGAGAAGCCCUUUCCUUGUGAGCUCUGUGGAACGGGAUUUAGCCGAAAGACACAUUUAAACAGUCACAUGAGUGUCCACACAGGAGAGAAGCCCUUUCCUUGUGAGCUCUGUGGAACGAGAUUUAGCCGAAAGACAAAUUUAAACAGACACAUGAGAGUCCACACAGGACAGAAGCCCUUUCCUUGUGAGCUCUGUGGACAAAGAUUUACCUUAAAGUCAAAUUUAAACAGUCACAUGAGAGUCCACACAGGAGUGAAGCCCUUUCCUUGUAAGCUCUGUGGAACGAGAUUUAGCCGAAAGACAAAUUUAAACAGUCACAUGAGAGUCCACACAGGACAGAAGCCCUUUCCUUGUGAGAUCUGUGGACAAAGAUUUACCUUAAAGUCGAAUUUAAACAGACACAUGAGAGUCCACACAGGACAGAAGCCCUUGUGAGCUCUGUGGACAAAGAUUUACCUUAAAGUCAAAUUUAAACAGUCACAUGAGAGCCCACACAGGACAGAAGCCUUUUACCUGUGAGCUCUGUGAAAAGAAAUUUAGCUUAAAAUCAACUUUAAAUAGUCACAUGAGAGUCCACACAGAACAGAAGCCCUUUCCUUGUGAGCUCUGUGGAACGAGAUUUAGCCAUAAGACAAAUUUAAACAGACACAUGAGAGUCCACACAGGACAGAAGCCUUUUGCCUGUGAGCUCUGUGGAAAGAAAUUUAGCCAAAAGACAACUUUAAACAGACACAUGAGAGUCCACACUGGCUUUUCGCCUGUGAGUUCGGUGGAAAAGAUCUAGCAAAAAGACAAAUUUAAACAGACACAUGAGAGUCCACACAGGACAGAAGCCCUUUCCUUGUGAGCUCUUUGGACAAAGAUUUACCUUAAAGUCAAAUUUAAACGGUCACAUGAGAGUCCACACAGGAGUGAAGCCCUUUCCUUGUGAGCUCUGUGGAACGAGAUUUAGACGAAAGACAAAUUUAAACAGUCACAUGAGAGUCCACACAGGACAGAAGCCCUUUCCUUGUGACAUCUGUGGACAAAGAUUUACCUUAAAGUCAAAUUUAAACAGACACAUGAGAGUCCACACAGGACAGAAGCCCUUUCCUUGUGAGAUCUGUGGACAAAGAUUUACCUUAAAGUCAAAUUUAAACAGUCACAUGAGAGCCCACACAUGACAGAAUCCUUUUGCCUGUGAGCUCUGUGAAAAGAAAUUUAGCUUAAAAUCAACUUUAAAUAGUCACAUGAGAGUCCACACAGGACAGAAGCCCUUUCCUUGUGAGAUCUCUGGACAAAGAUUUACCUUAAAGUCAAAUUUAAACAGACACAUGAGAGUCCACACAGGACAGAAGCCCUUUCCUUGUGAGCUCUGUGGAAAGAAAUUUAGCCAAAAGACAACUUUAAACAGACACAUGAGAGUCCACACUGGCUUUUCGCCUGUGAGUUCGGUGGAAAAGAUUUAGCGAAAAGACAAAUUUAAACGGUCACAAAAGAGUCCAUAAAGGACCGAAGCCUUUUGCCUGUGAGCUCUGUGGAUGAAGAUUUUGCUGAAAGAAAACUUUAAACAAUCAUCUAAGCAUCCACUAGGGCUGAACGAUCUAUUGCAGGGGUCUCCAACCUUUUUUGGCCCGUGAGCUACUUUUACACAAUGAAAGUACAGCAGAGUUACUGCCAUAUGAUUUAUUUACAUCGAUACUUUCCAUUUGUGAAUGUGCUUUUGUUAAACAUGCUAUACUUACUAUAUUAACAUGCAUUGAACUCACAAGUUGAUUUCUCUGUAUUUCAGUACAUCAGUAUAUAUAUUUUUUAAAAGUAUAAGUAAACUAGUGACAUUCUGAAAACCAAAUAGAACAAAACAUAUUUAGUUUUUUUAACUAAUCAGAUACUUUCAGAUAAUGAAUAACGAAUCUACUUUCUGUGAAUGAUUUGGUAAUUUUUUUAAAAGGUUAGUAACAUAAUUUUUUAAGCACACAGGAACAGUUAACCUGUAAAGCUGAUAUUUUAUAUAAAAUACAAGCUAAAUGUGAUGAAAACACAAAAGUCUAAAUAGUUUGAAUUGAAGUAAAAAAUGUAAAAUCAGAAAUAAGACUUGUUCCUGCUCUCCUGAUGUACUGAAUAAUUUUUAUGGGUUUUUUGGUCAUGAAAGUUAAGUUUUGCUGUGUUUAUUGCUGACAAUAUGAAGGUUGGAGGUUUAUCCUUUUUUUCUGCAUCUUGAAGGUUUUUUCUCCGCAGGCCUGAAGGCUGUGCGUUACACAGAGCAGAGAGACAGAGAGCAAGAGACCAGAACCAAAAGAAAUGAUCACAUCACACCAAUCUUAAAAUAUUUACAUUGGCUUUCAGUAGCUUACAGGAUUGAUUUCAAAGACCUUUUACUUACUUUUAAAUCAUUAAAUGGCCAACGACCUCUGUAUAUAGCAGAGAUGUUUGAAACCCAUCACCCUUCAAAAUCACUUAGGUCAGCAGAUAAAUCCCAACUGGUACAACGCAGAGCCCGCACCAAGCACGGAGAGGCUGCCUUUAGCUGCUAUGCGGUCCGUCUCUGGAACUGUCUUCCAAUAGACAUGAAGACCUCUCCCACCAUUUCCAUUUUUAAAUCCAGAUUAAAAACUAAACUUUUUCAUGAUGCCUUCCAUCAACCUAUCCUUGCAUCUGUGCUCUACCAGGUCUUUAUCUGUACUUUUGAAUUUAUUCUACAUGUAUUUUAUAUGUAUACCUAUUCUGUGCUGUUUUAUUGUGUAUUAUUGUGUAAUUAAAGUGAAUACUUUUAAUAAAGUGUAGUUAUUGUGUAAAGCAGUAUAUACUAGGAAUGAUGAAUAAAAAUAAAAACUAGAAUUGAACCUGAGUUACAUGGUAGUAACAGUUUAAGUACUCAGAAACAAUACACUAACUUACUAAGUAAUUACCAUGUAAGUACUAAAUAAUUAGAGGACUGUAAAAGAAAGCGCUACCAAUAAUUGUACUUAACAUGCUUUUAUUUUUGUGUACUAUGUUCUGUGUCAAUAUUCUUAGAUUUUAUUUUACACAACAUGAUGUGACAUUUUUACUAUUUCAUUUCACUUGUGAUUGUUUUAACUACGUGAAGCACGUUGGGCUACCGUUGUGUGUAUGAAACGGGCUAUAUAAUAAACUUGACUUGAGAGUUCACAA
Molecule: messenger RNA, 6462 nt
Organism: Nothobranchius furzeri (turquoise killifish)
Lineage: Eukaryota; Metazoa; Chordata; Actinopteri; Cyprinodontiformes; Nothobranchiidae
Source: RefSeq, a predicted model, not a curated record